GGGCUGGCAGUAGAUUAGGAGAUAGGGUGAGUGUAAAGUCUCAGGACCUUGACAGGAGGCGGAAAGUCUCACCUGUCAAACCUGAUGACGUCAUUCUGUGAGCUGCAGCACGGCCUCUGUCCGAGUUAAAAUCAGGAGGCUUCCUGGGAGGCAGCACUUCGUCUCUGCGCUUCCUCCAGCAGAGUGUUGCAGCCCGUCACAGCCCCACCAUGGAGCUCCGAGAGCAGCAAACUUCCUUCUUUUUAAUGUCCGUUUUGUUUCUGUGCGUGGCUGCAGACCUACACGCACCUGAAGUCCACACAAAGCUCGGCAGCCUGAGAGGUACGUUUGUGAGCGUCAAGGGGAAGGAGGCUGGAGUCCAUGCCUUCCUGGGUGUCCCAUUCGCCAAGCCACCUGUAGGCCCUGCUCUGAGACUGGCAGCACCACAGCCUGCAGAGGCCUGGAAAGGAGUGAGGGAUGCCACCCAGCAGCCACUCAUGUGUGUUCAGAACAAAGAGCAAGUUCAUAAUCUGCUUGAAAAAAUCGGUGUCUUGGAGAUGGAAAUCCCAGACAUAUCAGAAGACUGCCUUUACCUCAACAUUUACACUCCUGCAAACAGAGCUCCUGACGCCAAGCUCCCAGUCAUGGUCUGGAUCCAUGGUGGAGGGUUUGGUAUUGGCUCAGCUUCAAUGUUUGAUGGCUCCGCCCUGGCUGCAUACCAGGAUAUGGUUGUGGUUCUGAUCCAGUAUCGUUUGGGACUUCUGGGUUUUCUCAGCACUGGAGAUGAGCACAUGUCAGGGAACUCUGGUCUGCUGGACCAGGUCCAAGCUCUGAGGUGGGUCCAGGAGCACAUUCACAACUUUGGAGGAAACCCAGAUUUAGUUACUAUAUUUGGGGAGUCGGCUGGUGGAGUGAGCGUAUCCCUCCUGCUUCUCUCUCCACUGUCCAAUGGCCUGUUCCACCGCGCCAUUGCUGAGAGUGGCACUGCUGCACUGGAUAUGGUCAUGACAAAAGAUCCUCUACCUACGACACAGAUGGCAGCGAAUGUAACUGGCUGUAGCUCCGAAAGCACAGAGAAGCUCGCUGACUGCUUGAAAAACAUCGAUUUAGAUACUUUUGUGGAUCUUACGAAUAAUCAACAAUUAAGAUAUGCCAUAAAUGUUGAUGGACACUUCCUGACCAAACCUGUUGAUGAGCUGUUCCAGAAACAUGAACUUCUCACUGUGCCAUUCAUGACUGGUGUUAAUGAUGAUGAAGGGGGCUGGUCACUUGCUGGUUUCUUUGCUCCUCCAAACUGGACUGAGGGAAUGGAUCAGGAGAGUGUCCAGAAUGCAGUUUCCUUAUUCUACCCUGAUCCCAUCAUCAGAGGUUUGAUCGCCAAGGAAUAUAUUGCAAAUGGUGAAGAUCGUGUGAAAAAUAGAGAUGGGUUCACAGAGAUGCUGGGAGAUCUGAUGUUCACCAUUCCAGCGAUAAAAACAGCUAAUGCUCACAGAGAUGCAGGCGCCCCCGUGUACCUGUAUGAGUACCAGUAUCCUCCCAAACUCCUGCAGGACAGAAGGCCGAGCUUUGUUGGCAGUGACCAUGCAGAUGAAAUCAUGGUAGUAUUAGGAUAUUGCUUCACAACUUCCCAUGUCAAGUUAAGUGGUGAAUGCUCUGAAGAGGAGAUGCAGUUGAGCAGAACCAUGAUGAGCUACUGGGCUAACUUUGCUCGCACAGGGUCUCCUAAUGGGGAUGGUCUUGCCCACUGGCCAAAGUAUGGAGCAGAGGAACACUACCUGGAAAUUAAUUUAAAGGAGCAGGUAACUGGUCAGAGCUUGAAGAAGGACCGGUUUGUCUUCAUGACUCAGACGCUCCCGGAGAAGAUCCAACAACAUAAAUCACCUGAAGUCCAAACAAAGCUCGGCAGCCUGAGAGGCACGUUUGUGAGCGUCAAGGGGAAGGAGGCUGGAGUCCAUGCCUUCCUGGGUGUCCCAUUCGCCAAGCCACCUGUAGGCCCUGCUCUGAGACUGGCAGCACCACAGCCUGUGGAGGGCUGGAAAGGAGUGAGGGAUGCCACCCAGCAGCCACUCAUGUGUGUUCAGCAUAUUCAGCUCACUUAUGAUCUGCUUGAAAAAUUGGGUGCCACGCUGCCAGAAAUCCCAGACAUUUCAGAAGACUGCCUUUACCUCAAUGUCUACACUCCUGCAAACAGAGCUCCCAAUGCCAAGCUCCCAGUCAUGGUCUGGAUCCAUGGUGGAGGGUUUGCUAUGGGGUCAGCUUCAUCGUGUGAUGGUUCUGCAUUGGCAGCAUACCAGGAUGUGGUUGUGGUUCUGAUCCAGUACCGUUUGGGAGCUCUUGGCUUUCUCAGCACUGGAGAUGAGCACAUGUCAGGGAACUUUGGUCUGCUGGACCAGGUCCAAGCUCUGAGGUGGGUCCAGGAGCACAUUCACAACUUUGGAGGAAACCCAGAUUUAGUUACUAUAUUUGGGGAGUCGGCUGGUGGAGUGAGCGUAUCCCUCCUGCUUCUCUCUCCACUGUCCAACGGCCUGUUCCACCGCGCCAUUGCUGAGAGUGGCACUGCUGCAAUGGAUUUACUUAUUACACACGAUCCUCUACCUACGACACAGAUGGCAGCGAAUGUAACUGGCUGUAGCUUUGAGAGCACAGAGAAGCUCGCUGACUGCAUGAAAAACCUUGAUCUUGAUACUUUUGUAGAUACUACAAAGAAUGAACAAUUGAGAUAUCCCAUAAAUGUUGAUGGACACUUCCUGACCAAACCUGUUGACGAGCUGUUCCAGAAACAUGAACUUCUCACUGUGCCAUUCAUGACUGGUGUUAAUGAUGAUGAAGGGGGCUGGUUACUUGCUGGUAUCUUUGCUCCUCCAAACUGGACUGAGGGAAUGGAUCAGGAGAGUGUCCAGAACACGAUUUCCAUCUUAAAACCCGAUCCCAUCAUCAGUGGUUUGAUUGUAGAGGAAUACACUGGAAACGGUGAAGAUCGUGUGAAAAAUAGAGCUGGUUUCACAGAGAUGCUGGGAGAUCUGAUGUUCACCAUUCCAGCCAUAAAGGCAGCUAAUGCUCACAGAGAUGCAGGCGCUCCUGUGUACCUGUAUGAGUACCAGUAUUCUCACAAACUCCUACAGAAAACAAGGCCAAGCUUUGUUGGCAGUGACCAUGGAGAUGAAAUCAUGACAGUAUUAGGAUUUUGCUUCACAACUUCCCAUGUCAAGUUAAGUGAUGAAUGCUCUGAAGAGGAGAUGCAGUUGAGCAGAACCAUGAUGAGCUACUGGGCCAACUUUGCUCGCACAGGGUCUCCUAAUGGGAAUGGUCUUGCCCACUGGCCAAAGUAUGGAGCAGAAGAACACUACCUGGAAAUUCGUUUAAAUGAGCAGGUAACUGGUCAGAGCUUGAAGAAGGACCGGUUUGUCUUCCUGACUCAGACGCUCCCGGAGAAGGUUCAGCAACUGAAAACACCUGAAGUCCAAACAAAGCUCGGCAGCCUGAGAGGUAUGUUUGUGAGUGUCAAGGGGAAGUUGACUGGAGUCCAUGCCUUCCUGGGUGUCCCAUUCGCCAAGCCACCUGUAGGCCCUGCUCUGAGACUGGCAGCACCACAGCCUGUAGAGGCCUGGAAAGGAGUGAGGGAUGCCACCCAGCAGCCACUCAUGUGUGUUCAGCAUAUUCAGCUCACUUAUGAUCUGCUUGAAAAAUUUGGUGCCACGCUGCCAGAAAUCCCAGACAUUUCAGAAGACUGCCUUUACCUCAAUGUCUACACUCCUGCAAACAGAGCUCCCAAUGCCAAGCUCCCAGUCAUGGUCUGGAUCCAUGGUGGAGGGUUUGCUAUGGGGUCAGCUUCAUCGUAUGAUGGUUCUGCAUUGGCAGCAUACCAGGAUGUGGUUGUGGUUCUGAUCCAGUACCGUUUGGGAGCUCUUGGCUUUCUCAGCACUGGAGAUGAGCACAUGUCAGGGAACUUUGGUCUCCUGGACCAGGUCCAAGCUCUGAGGUGGGUCCAGGAGCACAUUCACAACUUUGGAGGAAACCCAGAUUUAGUUACUAUAUUUGGGGAGUCGGCUGGUGGAGUGAGUGUAUCCCUCCUGCUUCUCUCUCCACUGUCCAACGGCCUGUUCCACCAUGCCAUUGCUGAGAGUGGCACUGCUGCAAUGGAUAUACUCAUGGCAAAUGAUCCCCUACCUACAACACAGGUGGUGGCAAAUAUAACUGGCUGUAGCUUUGAAAGCACAGAGAAAGUCGCUGACUGCUUGAAAAACAUCGAUUUAGAUACUUUUGUGGAUAUUACGAAAAAUGAACAAUUAAGAUAUGCCAUAAAUGUUGAUGGACACUUCCUGACCAAACCUGUUGAUGAGCUGUUCCAGAAACUUGAACUUCUCACUGUGCCAUUCAUGACUGGUGUUAAUGAUGAUGAAGGGGGCUGGUUACUUCCUGGUUUCUUUGCGCCUCCAAACUGGACUGAGGGAAUGGAUCUGGAGCAGGUCCAGAACAUCAUUUCAAUCUUCAACCCUGAUCCCAUCAUCAGAGGUUUGAUCAUAGAGGAAUACAUUGGAAAUGGUGAAGAUCGUGUGAAAAAUAGAGAUGGGUUCACAGAGAUGCUGGGAGAUCUGAUAUUUACCAUUCCAGCCAUAAAGACAGCAAAUACCCACAGAGAUGCGGGCGCCCCCGUGUACCUGUAUGAGUACCAGUAUCCUCCCAAACUCCUGCAGGACAUAAGGCCGAGCUUUGUUGGCUGUGACCAUGGAGAUGAAAUCAUGACAGUAUUAGGAUUUUGCUUCACAACUUCCCAUGUCAAGUUAAGUGGUGAAUGCUCUGAAGAGGAGAUGCAGUUGAGCAGAACCAUGAUGAGCUACUGGGCUAACUUUGCUCGCACAGGGUCUCCUAAUGGGGAUGGUCUUGCACACUGGCCAAAGUAUGGAGCAGAAGAACACUACCUGGAAAUUCGUUUAAAGGAGCAGGUAACUGGUCAGAGCUUGAAGAAGGACCGGUUUGUCUUCCUGACUCAGACGCUCCCAGAGAAGAUCCAACAACAGAAAGAGAAGAAGCACAGCGAGCUUUAGAGCAGUCACCCUUUCUGUAUCCAGUACAUCAAUUCUAGUUUUUUUUAUUAUUGAAUUUUUACCCUUUAAUACGCCUCAUAAAAUUAAUAUUUAAACAAACUGAUGUAUUUUUUGUGGCCUUUGGAGAACAAAUUUUAUGAAAUUCAAAAGAAGGUCCUUUCAAAGUGUAUCUUCCUCAAUCAAUCAAUCAAAGUGUGUUUUUUUGUAUGAGCAUUUUCCCAGUUCACCAAUUACCUGAAAGUUGUCCAAGGCAGAUCACAGCAAAUGUUUCUGUAAAAUCUAAAAAGCCCCAAAGGAAAUAUGUAGGGCCUCUUCACCACGAGGAACUCAGUUUUAAUGAUCUAAAAUAAAAAAAAUCUUUUGAA
Molecule: messenger RNA, 5389 nt
Organism: Acanthopagrus latus (yellowfin seabream)
Lineage: Eukaryota; Metazoa; Chordata; Actinopteri; Spariformes; Sparidae
Gene: ces2b
Product: carboxylesterase 2b
Exons: 35
Coding region: 210-5024 (1604 amino acids)
Source: RefSeq, a predicted model, not a curated record